AUUUGGAGAUGGAAGAAAUUUUCAGGGGAGAAUUUAUGUAAAUAUACUUUGUGGUUAAAUUAUGAGAAACAAAGUGAGCAUGUCAAUCAAGGAGGCAGUAGACAGAGUACUUUUGUGAAUGAGUGGGAAUGCUGGGGAAGAUCUGACUCACAAAUAACCUCCCUGGAGUACUUUAAAAAAGGAUGCAUUCUCUACAGUGCAUUGUCUCUGGAUUCUUUCUAGCCUCAUUGUGGUAUGAAGAUGGUACCUAUAUGAGACCAUAAUUCUAUCUGUAGCCUUGAUGCCAAUGUGGUUGAAGCGGAAACAAGAGGGAAGGUCCAGAAGAUGGAAUAGUAAUUUCCCCAUCCAGCGAGCUGGGGUCCUUUUUUGCCUCUGCAUGCAAUGUUUGGACUGAUCUGAAGCUUUCGUUUUGGACUGAAGGGACUUGUCCACUGCUUGCCCUGGAAACCUUUCUCUCCUAAUUCAUGAGCCAGCAGGAUGCGGUCGCCGUGCUUUCAGAACGCCUUCUCAUAGCUGCGUACAAAGGCCAAGUGGAUAAUGUGGUGCAGCUUAUCAACAAGGGUGCCAAGGUAGCAGUUACCAAGCAUGGCCGUACCCCUCUACAUCUUGCUGCCUAUAAGGGGCAUCUCCGUGUUGUGCAGAUUUUGCUGAAGGCAGGCUGUGACCUGGACAUUCAGGAUGAUGGUGAUCAGACAGCCUUGCACCGAGCUACUGUUGUAGGAAAUACAGAUGUAAUAGCAACUCUCAUUCAAGAGGGUUGCGCUUUGGACAGACAAGACAAGGAUGGGAAUACAGCGCUUCAUGAAGCAUGUUGGCAUGGAUUCAGUCAGUCUGCCAAACUGCUCGUUAAAGCAGGCGCUAAUGUUCUUGCCAGAAACAAGGCAGGUAACACACCUCUGCACUUGGCCUGCCAAAAUAGCCAUUCCCAAAGUACUCGUGUUUUGUUACUUGGAGGAUCUCAGGCAGAUCUCAAAAAUAAUGCAGGAGAUACCUGUUUGCACGUUGCUGCUCGUUAUAAUCACUUGCCCAUCAUUAGGGUACUCCUCAGUGCUUUCUGUUCUGUCCAUGAAAAGAACCAGACUGGAGAUACUGCACUUCAUGUAGCUGCUGCUUUAAAUCAUAAAAAGGUGGUCAAACUCUUACUGGAAGCAGGGGCUGAUGGGUCAAUUGUCAACAAUGCAGGUCAGACUCCUCUAGAAGUUGCUAGACAGCAUGAUAAUCCUGACGUUGCUCUUCUCCUUGCUAAGGCACCACAGGUCUUACGCUUUAACCGUGGAAGAAGCCUUAGAAAGAAGAGAGAAAAACUCAAGGAGGAAAGACGAGCUCAGUCUGUACCAAGAGAUGAGGUGGUACAGAGUAAGGGCAGUGUGUCAGCUGCUGAGGAUACUCACAGCAGUGACCAGGUGCCUCAGAAGAAAGGAGAUCUGAAAGAUGAACCACGGUCAACUUCACCAGAGCCCAAAGGAAAGAAUAACAAAAAGAAAAAGCCCAGAGAAAAGAUUUCAGCACUCUCAGACCCUGCUUCACCAGCUGACCAGCAGACACUCCUUGGUCCGCAGCAGAGCUUACCUAAGCAUCGUAGAAGUAAACAUCGUUGCUCAUCUCCACCACCCCCACAUGAGUUCAGAGCCUACCAGCUUUACACACUGUAUCGUGGAAAGGAUGGUAAAGUAAUGCAGGCCCCAAUAAAUGGAUGUCGUUGUGAGCCACUGAUUAAUAAACUGGAGAAUCAGCUGGAGGCAACCGUGGAGGAGAUAAAAGCUGAGUUUGGGACAGUGCAGGAUAAGAUGAAUAUCAAGCUGGGACAGAUGGAAAACAAAACUCAACAUCAACUCCGUGUUUUAGAUAAGUUAAUGGCUGAGAGGCUGUCUGCAGAGAGAAGAGAGUGCCUUCAUCGCCUUCAGCAGCACGCUGAACUCGAAAAAACUGAGGGAGAGAAACGGCAGAUUUCCUUGGUGGAUGAAUUGAAAACCUGGUGCAUGUUAAAGAUUCAGAAUCUGGAGAUGAAGCUUUCUGGAGAUUCUAGAUCUUCAAGACCAAAAUCAACUCUGUCCACUUGUGAGUCCCUCACCGAGACCCUGGCUACAGAGAACCUCCAUAGUGCCAAGGACUGUAAAACCAACCAGAGCCCACUACAGUCAGAGGACUCACAGCAGCAUUCCUAUAUCACACUUCAAAAUAGUCUCUCAGAAGACAUGGGAAGGAGUGGAGUCCAGACAUCAGAACAAAGCUUUGGAACACAUUAUUUUGCUGUUGAACAAGACACUGUAUCAGGUGCAGAGCAACAAAUGAUAUCUGCUUGUCCAGCUCCUUCUGCAGUCCCUCAAGUUGUUAGGCCUAAAGACAAAGCUUUUAGCUCCAGUGCUUUUGACAGGUUCCAACAGGAAGUGCCAUUGUCAGAGCAUUCAGGUUCCAAAUUAAGACAUGUUAAGGUACAAACUGCUUUGCAGCCCUUGACUGAAUUUGCAAAGACUGAGCAACAGAGUGGCUACUUCAUAGACAAAGGAACUCAAACAAAGAAGUCUGGCAAAAGUGGGCAGUCAAGACACAGGCCCCAGCAACACACAGUAACACAUACCCAGCCACAGCAACCAUCCGCUCUGCCUGGAGAUCAACCAGCCCCUCAGAUCAAAGACACUUCACAAGCUCUGGAGAUUACUCAGUACUUUUUUGAGGCUGUUUCCACUCAAAUGGAAAAGUGGUAUGAGCGGAAGAUUGACGAAGCCCAGUGCCAAGCUAAUCAAAAAGCACAGCAAGACAAAGCUGCACUCAAGGAGCAUAUUAAAAGUUUAGAAGAGGAGCUCAAUAAAUUAAGGACUAAGGUGCAAAAAGAAAGCUAGCAUCAAGAAAACAGGUGCAGGCAUGGAAACUGAGGAAUUGUUUUUUAUAUGAACUGCAGUGUGGCUGAUUUUGAGAUCUAUUAGUAUGUAGAGUAUUGAACCCAAUACAUACAAAUAUAAGAACUGCCCCUUUUAAUGAGAUGUAAUUUUAGAAAUUAGAAGUUCCAGAAAUACCGGGAGUAAAUAUCCAAAAAGACUGUUUAUGUAGUCAUAAAACAGUAAGUCUCUGCACAUGGGACACACUCAUGAUACUAUGAGCCCAUAAAAUUUUACAGUCAGAGAUAAGAAUUACCAGGUACUUCAUCACCAGGUACCAAUAACCCAAAUCACAUUCUAAAGAGAAGAAAGAAAAGGAGUACUUGUAGCACCUUAGAGACUAACCAAUUUAUUUGAGCAUGAGCUUUCGUGAGCUACAGC
Caretta caretta (loggerhead turtle) is the source of this 3257-nucleotide messenger RNA. It is a transcript of the gene ANKRD6, whose product is annotated as ankyrin repeat domain 6. The record is from RefSeq and is a predicted model, not a curated record. NCBI's taxonomy places the organism in Eukaryota, Metazoa, Chordata, Testudines, Cheloniidae. Gene Ontology annotation, molecular function: protein binding. Gene Ontology annotation, cellular component: cytoplasm.